AUGGGAAAUACACCACUGCAUAGCAAGCGACGCCUUUCCGGUGAUCUUGACGCGAACUGUCUUGAAAACACACCUCCUCAUAUUUCUAUGGAUAUUCCCAACAAGCGUCCCACCUUAUCCGAACAAGAGGGAUUUCCCCGCUCUGCUCCUAUUGGGAGUAACUUCGAUAAUCGGGACGUGGACAAUAUGGCCUGGAUGCUCCAUGGAGCUAGCCUUCAUGAACAUGGCUCCCCCAUUAAGUCUAUCUCUAUCCUUCCUGGACCUUCUGCGCGUCCAGUCUCCUUCCCCUUGCCAUCUUCCUCUCAGGACCUGCCUCCAGGCAACCACACUUCCGGUGAUUCAAGAGUGCUGAGCUCAAACGUUGGAAACGGUGGUAUCGACUUGUCUACCGACGUCGAAAUGACCCCUACUGCUCCUCAAAAACAUCUUCCCACUGUCUUUCGUUGGAAUGGUGGCGGACACGAAAUUUAUGUCAGUGGUACUUUUGACAACUGGCAAAAGAAAAUACCAAUGGCUCGGCGGAAAUCUGGCCAUGUGGUGAUUGUAGACUGUCCGCCCGGCAGGCACGAGUACAAAUUCUUCAUCGAUGGUGCCUGGUAUCAUGAUCCCACUAAGCCAAUGGUGGAUAACGAGUAUGGGACAAGGAAUAAUGUGGUGGAGGUGAAGGAAUCCGACUUCAACUUCCUCAAUGCUUUGGAACAAGACAUCGCUAAUAGCAAACACAAAGCAGAUUCAACCGGAGCCGGCUCUGAUACGGAGAGUCGAACACCACCGGGAGAGUACGGACGAUUCAUCCCGGAGUCACCGAGGGAUAUAUAUGUGCAACGCGACUUCGCGUACCCACACAAGUCGCACCAAGCUCCGCCUGCACCGGGGGUUGGCUCCAUCACGCAACCACCUCUUUUGCCUCCUCAACUCCUUCAGGGCAUCCUGAACAAGGACAUUGGAGUGCACUGCGACCCAAACCUGCUACCGCCACCGAACCAUGUGAUGGUCAAUCACCUCUACGCUCUAUCCAUCAAGGAUGGGGUUGUUGUACUGAGCGUAAUUACACGCUACCGACAAAAAUUUGUCUCCACUCUUUUCUACAAGCCCAUAGACAACUGA
Messenger RNA from Echinococcus granulosus, 1107 nucleotides. Its product is annotated as 5'-AMP-activated protein kinase subunit beta-1. NCBI's taxonomy places the organism in Eukaryota, Metazoa, Platyhelminthes, Cestoda, Cyclophyllidea, Taeniidae. Gene Ontology annotation, cellular component: nucleotide-activated protein kinase complex; nucleus; cytoplasm. The record is from RefSeq and is a predicted model, not a curated record. The transcript is spliced from 7 exons. Gene Ontology annotation, molecular function: protein kinase binding. Gene Ontology annotation, biological process: signal transduction. The coding region runs from base 1 to 1107 and encodes 368 amino acids.